Messenger RNA from Phragmites australis (common reed), 1769 nucleotides. RefSeq lists its product as uncharacterized. The record is from RefSeq and is a predicted model, not a curated record. The transcript has 2 exons. Bases 108 to 1436 code for a protein of 442 amino acids. Lineage: Eukaryota; Viridiplantae; Streptophyta; Magnoliopsida; Poales; Poaceae.
UUGAUUCCCCACCCGAGCGGCCAAACCUCACUCGUCCAUUCCCACUCGAGCGACGGUGGCGGUAUCUAGACCAUGUGCAGCAGUGAGGAGCUUGAGCCGCGCCAAGCAUGCCAGCAUGGCGGCGCGGCGGUGCGCGCCACGACAGGAUGUCGUCACUUUCUCCUAGAACUAGUAUGGCUCCAGGAACAUCAAGAUUGGCGGCCAGCCGUGACAUACCAGAAGAAGUCAUAUGCUACACCAUCUUCUCACGUCUGCCUUUCAAGUUGGUCACAUGCUUGAAGACUCUAUCCAAGCAUUGUUACAGGCAGCUCACCAGCGACACCACGUUUGCUGCUGAACAGGCGAGGCUCUGCCCGUCAUGCCCUGCGCUCAUCCACAUCGGCCUCCCCGCCAAGCCUAAGGGUCCUUGCAGGUACUCCCUUGACGUUCUCUCGUUGACACCUGCAAUCGUCGGUGUUCCCUCGCCAGGACUCGACUUCCUGGGUUGCGCCAUAGAUGACGGGAACCUCGACCUCCUCUCCUCUUCGAAUGGCCUUCUUUGCAUCCGUUACACUCCAUACCGUAUAAGCCAUCCUACUCCACCACAUGCCAUCCUCAUCGCUAAUCCAGCAACGCAGCAAGCCCAGCCGAUCCCUGGUGCUGCUCAGCAUCUAGACAAGAGCAGGGCUGUAGGAGUAGGACUCGUGUUCAAUCCAUCUGAUGGAUCUUCAGCCUAUGCGCACAGCAAGUUCAUGGUUGUGCAGGCAUCCCCGUCUGAGUUCACCACUGACACUUCAGUCGAGUUCCACUUCGUCAUUUUCUGCUCUGACACCGGUCGGUGGACCAUGCCUGACACUACAGUUACCGCAAACAUUGCACCAAUAUGCAACAAGGUGGUCUAUUCAGGUGGUGUCCUGUAUUGGGACUACCAGCAACAUUUGCUUUGGUUCGAUGUUACUAGGAGUGCAGCUGGAGUCAUUGAGAUGCCCGGGAAGCUACAAGGGUCCACGUUUGAUGAGCGGGACCGCCACAACAUCGAUGCCUCCAACAAUGGCACGCUCAUGUGUACAACCAUUGGCAAGGAUGGCUUGUCCAUGUACCACCUUGUGAAAAGAGGCGAUGAUGCCCACUGCUGGGAGCUAAAGCAUAAGAAAGGAUGGAAGGACAUUGUGGAGAAGAGUGGCGACGCAUUCCAGUUCUGCUGCCACUCGAUGAAGCUACGCAAUGGGUGGCAGUCGAAGUUCUACGAGAGGUGGUUCGUGCGACCACUCGGGGUAGAGAGUGGGCGGUGGGUGUACCUUGGGGUGAGACAGAGGUGGAAGACGUCGGACAGGGUGCUACGCUACGACAUGGACACCGGCAAGGUGGACGAUACCGGAAAGGAAUUGGGCAACGCGUUUGACAUGGGUCCUGUCUUUGGAUACCGCAAUAGCAUGGCUGCUCUUCCACCAAUAUAAUUGCUGCGCCAAUGUUCCAAGGUGGAAUCUGUGGUGGCAAGCCCGGUGGUUGAAUAUGUGCAAUAGAAGGAAGUGAAAAUUGAUCGAUCUCUAGUGUUCGUGUCUUCUCAUUUGGUUUCUAUAAUGAGGAAUGUCAUUUCAGACUUUGGGAGUACGUAGUUCUUUUAGGUGAGAAAAUGUUCGGAUAUGCAAUUUUUUUGUUGGACGUUGCCAUUAUGUGUCGGUAUGAGUUCUGCAGACUAUAAGAACAUGGAUUUGCUACUCUCGAUUGGGAGAUUUGAUGUAACGUUGUUAUAAAUUAUUUGGCAAAACAGUGAAUAUGGUGGUGGUGCA